Molecule: messenger RNA, 2000 nt
Organism: Leptopilina boulardi
Lineage: Eukaryota; Metazoa; Arthropoda; Insecta; Hymenoptera; Figitidae
Exons: 8
Coding region: 740-1690 (316 amino acids)
Biological process (GO): detection of chemical stimulus involved in sensory perception of smell; sensory perception of smell
Cellular component (GO): plasma membrane
Molecular function (GO): odorant binding; olfactory receptor activity
Source: RefSeq, a predicted model, not a curated record
CUAGCAUAGCUGUCCAGUUACUAGACUUAUUGAAGCGCCACCGCCAUGACAAGGAUAUGAAUUUAAUUUCGAGCAGCACUGGACAGUGCCAUUAAAAAAACUGGAUAGCUUUGAGUCGUGGAAUUAUCAAGUUCAACUUGAAUUUCUUUCAAAAAGCACUGAUCAGUAACUUCACAGUUAUUUAUCAGUUCAGCUAGAAUCAGCGUCCGCGAGAAAAACUGUCAAGUAACUUGAGUCAAUCUAGUGCAUCCACGACAAAUUUCUACUAGGGCGUAGGGUGGGCAAAAUCUACUGAGCGUCAGUGUAGAUAUUUCUGCAAAUACAAAUUAAAUAAAAAGGGGAUAAUAGGAAAUAAAUAUCACCAAAUAUAAGGGUGAAUAGAAAGCGAUAGAAGUUUAGAAAUAGAACGCUAUAUUUCGGAUAUGCAAUUUGGCUACCAAUUUGAAAGAGAUUGAUAAAAUUCUAUCUCUUUUUAUAUUUUCACUUCUAGAAGGGCGCUGACAUUCUGCCUGUAAUUCUGUAAUUCUACUGUCAAAUUUUUUCAGAGUACUCCUGGCGGCUGGGAAUUUAAAUUUAGACAAAACAAGUGAUCACUAAAAUUAAUUGACAGUCAGAAAAAAAUGCCCUUUAAAUUUUAAUCACUCAUAGACAUAAAUAAAAUUAGAUUGCAGGAUUUAUAAAAGAAUUAAAUGAUAUUGACGUUGCAUUGCAUUGCGUUACACCAAUAUGUUAUUCUUUAAUGGCUGCCAUUCUUUAUACAAAUAACAAUCUGAAAGUGAAACAAAUAAACGAUACUUUUGGAAAAAUGCAAACUGACUGGGACACAUUAAUAGAUGAAAAUGAAAUUAAUAUUCUACAAAAAUAUGGCAGAAAGUGCAGAAUAUUCACUACCAUUUACACUUUUGCGUUUCUUUGGAAUUCCCUUUUCUACUCUUUAUUACAUACAAUUUCUACGAUAAUUAUAAUAAUGAGAAAUGAUAAUACACCCAAGCCGCUAAUGUUUAUUAUUGAAUGCGGUUUAAAUGUACAAAAAUACUAUGGUUUUAUAAUAAUUUAUAGUCAUUUAGUUGGUUACGUUUGUAGUUACGCAAUUGUAAAUGGAGGUACAAUUCUUAUAACAUUUCUUGAGCAUGCUUGUGGCAUAUUUGAAAUUUUAGGACAUAAAUUGAGUACUGCCAUAAAAGAAUAUUCUGACUCCAUUAAUAAAGUUAGUAAUCGAAAAAAACUUCAUCAGGAAAUUAAACUUUGUGUGACAAUGCAUCGAAGAAUUCUAUUAUUUAUCAAUGAUAUCCAGACUGUUUAUUCAACUCCCUUUCUUUUUUUCUUUGGGUUCAGUGCAAUUUUAUUAAGCGUUACAGCGGUCCAAUGUGUCAUGAGUUUGAGGCAUUCUGGAGGUGCAAUACAGUUUGGAUUUUAUGCAAUAUUUCAAGUGUUCAAUAUUUUCUGUUUAACUCUACCAACUCAACAUUUACUGGAUAACAGCCUUAGUCUUUCAAGCUCCAUAUACAAUGCAGAUUGGUACCAUCUGACAACUGAAACAAAACAAUUGUUAAUCAUAAUAAUGAGAAAAGGAUCGGAACCAACUACAUUUGUUGUUGGAAAAAUAUUCAUACUUUCAUUACAGUUUUUUACAAAGGUUCUUCAAACAUCAAUGUCAUAUUUUACUGUAUUGAUGUCUGUACGAGAAUAAAAAGAAACUUUGACUGCUGUUAUAAAAUACGACUUUGGAAAUGGACAUAGGUUUUUUAAAUCUAUAAUACCUAGUGAACAAAUUGUUUAGAGCAUUACAUAAUAUGAAAUUAAUUUUUCAUUAUUUAGUAUGAUGAUAUUAUAUUUUUUAGUUUCGACUUGUUACUAAUCACUCUAUAUAUCGGUUGUAAAAAAAAGUUUCAUAUACAAAAAAUAAUCUAUUUUAAAAGAUUUCCAUAAUAAUGUAAUCCUCUUUAGAAUCUAUUUUCAUAUUAUUAAUUAUUUAAACAACAUAUAAAAUCAAUUAGGUA